This is a messenger RNA of Metopolophium dirhodum (rose-grain aphid), 1941 nucleotides long. Its product is annotated as mitochondrial proton/calcium exchanger protein-like. Gene Ontology annotation, cellular component: mitochondrial inner membrane. The record is from RefSeq and is a predicted model, not a curated record. Gene Ontology annotation, biological process: intracellular monoatomic cation homeostasis. The transcript is spliced from 10 exons. Gene Ontology annotation, molecular function: ribosome binding. Lineage: Eukaryota; Metazoa; Arthropoda; Insecta; Hemiptera; Aphididae. Bases 1 to 1941 code for a protein of 646 amino acids.
AUGAAUUUAACAAGAGUUGUCAAAUUGGUUGUACAACCCAACAGAAAUUUGUAUAUGCAUAACAUUAACAAAAUUAAAACCAUUUGUUUGAAUUCACAUCUGUGUGCAUUUUCUAAUAAUUAUUUUUACUCAAAUAUUGCCUCAAAUCAAUUUAUUCCAAUAUCCUAUACCACAAACCCACUAAAUUCUCAAAUUCGUCAAAUAUCAUAUUCAUCGUCACUACUAUCAGAAAAACAAUGUUCCAAAAUUGAAGAAGCUCUAAAUGCUUGCAAAAUAAAAUGUCAAAGUAAAGAAGUUGGUAAAAAAGUACCUAAAAAAUCAAUCAAACAGAGAAUAAUUGAUGAAUUACUUCACUAUUAUUAUGGUUUUAAACUUCUGGGACUCAACACUAAAAUCUCCUGUAAAUUGGCUGUUAAAAAAUUGAGAGGUAUUGAAUUGACAAGAAGAGAACAUAACUUAUUUGUUCAAACUGUGGCCGAUCUUUUCCGAUUAGUACCUUUCUCUGUGUUCAUUGUCGUUCCAUUCCUCGAGUUUGCUUUGCCUAUUUUUAUAAAGUUUUUUCCUGGUAUGUUACCAACUACAUUUCAAACAAAGGAUCAAAAGGAAGCAAAACUCAAACAGUCUCUCAAAGUGAAACUCGAAAUGGCCAAAUUUCUUCAAGAGACUUUAGAUAGCAUGUCUGUGUGUGGUAAAGGGCACACGAGUGAAUUUGCUCAAGAAUUUGCGGACUUUUUCGCAAAAGUAAGAAGAGAAGGUGUUGUUAUACCAGCUGAUGAAAUGCUCAAGUUUUCAAAACUGUUCAAAGACGAAAUUACCCUUGACUCACUACCCCGACCACAAUUGGUUGCCCUUUGCAGAGUGCUUGAACUAAAACCGAUUGGGACUUCAAGCGUUUUGAAAUAUAUUUUGACUCUUAAGCUUCGAUCAUUAACAGUUGAUGAUAGGAUUAUUCAAAAAGAAGGCGUUGAUUCUCUGACGUUGAGUGAGCUUCAAGAAGCCUGUAAGUCUCGUGGUAUGGGUGCUUUUGGUCUUACUGAAAACCGCCUGAAACAACAGCUCACUCAGUGGCUAGACCUAUCACUCAACGAAAGAGUUCCCCCCUUAUUACUUCUCCUCUCUAGGGCAUUUAGUCUAACACCUAAUAUUCCAACAAAUGAUUUAUUAAAAAAUGGAAUUUCUGCUUUGCCUAAUUGUGUUGGUGCAUCUACUGAGGCUGAUUUGUGUGAGCGUGAUGGUGCUAUAGAUAACAAGGCGAAAUUGAAAGCAAUCGAAGAAGAGGAACGUAAGGCAAAAGAAGAAAUAGAAGAGUGUAUGACAGAAAGCCUUAAAUGCAAUGUAGUUGUCAAGGCACCUGUUUUAACGGAUUCAACUGGAAGUGAAGGGGAAGUAACAUCAUCAAUUUUAAAAAUAUUAGAAUGUGCUAUAGAAAGCAUUAGUUCAGAACAAAAUAAACUUAUUGUUGAAAAAUCAGAUAUCUGUGAAUUGAAGGAUGAUAUUAAAUGUUACCAAAAAAAUAGCCAUAAUCUUCAAGAAGUAGAAAAUGAGCAGAUUAGAGAAUCGGAGUCAGCUAAACAAUUAUUUAAGGUACUUAAUAAAAAAAUUAAUGAACUAGAUCAGGCCGUCAACGAGUUGGAGAAAAUAGAAUUAGUCGGUGCAAAUAUUACUAUUGAUGGUGAAUUAAUCAAGAUUGAUGAACUAAUCGCAGUAGUACGAAGAUUAAAAAAUGUACCGGAUGAAUGCAUAAUACAAAAAAUAAUUAAAAUUCUGUCUAAAAUUGACUGUGAUAAUGAUGGUUCAAUAAGAAUAGAUACUUUGUUGAAGAUACUGCGUUUGAUUGAUAAUGUAAAUAUGAAUUUAUCUGAUAAAACAAUGGAUAUAAUAAUAAAAUUAGUUAUCAAAGAGAAAAAUGGUGGCAAAAGUGGCAGUUCUUGCAGUAAAUAA